AUGGGCUUGGAGGCAACUAUGAUCGUUGUCGACAACAGCGAGAGCAGCAGAAACGGCGACUACGUACCUUCGAGAUGGGAUGCCCAAGCAGACGCCGCCAACCUGAUCUUCCAAUACAAGACACAAGCCAACCCCGAAUCCUCAGUCGGCCUCAUGACCAUGGGCGGCAGCGGUCCCGAAGUCCUUACUACCCUUACCACAAACCCCGGCAAGAUCCUCGAUGGUCUGCAUCGCACAAAGAUCCGUGGUGAAAGCCACCUGCACACCGCCAUCAUGAUCGCCUCUCUCGCCCUCAAGCACCGUCAAAACAAGAGUCAACGCCAACGCAUCAUCGUCCUUACCUGCUCGCCGCUAAACUCCGCCCAAGAAUCUCAAUCAUCUCUCGUCAAGCUGGCAAAGCGCAUGAAGAAGAACAACGUCAGCAUCGACAUUGUUGCCUUUGGUGAUCUCAGCGACGAUGUCACCUCGAAGCUUCAGGCCUUUAACGAUGCCGUCAAGGGUGGUGACGGUUCAUACCUCGAGAUUGUCCAACCCGGCCCCAAUCUUCUCUCCGACACUAUCGUCGCAUCACCAAUCCUGGCUGGCGAGACUGGCGGUAUGGGUGGUGGCUCAGCUGGUGGUGAGGGUGGUGCACCGGCAUCUGGUGGCGGCGACUUUGAGUUUGGUGUCGACCCUUCGAUGGACCCGGAACUGGCUCUGGCUUUGCGUAUGAGUAUGGAGGAGGAAACUGCUCGUCAGGCACGCGCGACCGCCACAGAAGGUGCCGAUGGCAAGACACAGCUGGAGAGCGUACCAGAGACCUCCGAGAGCCAGCCUCUGCUUGACCAGAGCGGCCAACCCAGCGGCAGCGGAGAGUCAAAAGACGACAAGAAGAAGGAUGGCGAUGAUGACAAGAUGGACACUGCAUGA
Molecule: messenger RNA, 909 nt
Organism: Aureobasidium vineae
Lineage: Eukaryota; Fungi; Ascomycota; Dothideomycetes; Dothideales; Saccotheciaceae
Source: the annotation of a GenBank genome assembly